AUGUCUAAUAGCAAUCUUGAUUCAUAUUUGCGUUCUGCUCGUCAUGCGCCUGUGCUGCAUUGUCCUUUUAGCAUAUAUUCGGAGCUGCAGCACUUAAAAGACUCUAGCGAUCUUCCCUCAUUCCUUUUACGUCCGCUGAGCUAUAGCUUAUCCCGCUUUAACUUAUUUAGAAGCGCAGGGUCCAUCUCAUUUUCAGCCGCACUAGCUCCUGCAGCUCCCCAUGAACACUAUGCAUAUCCGUGUCUUGCCUCACUGGUCCAAUUUCUAGGCUACAGGCCAGAGGACUGUAAUGCAUCCGUGGAACUCGAAAAGCCUCUGCAAAAUCAUGAUGUCUGCACAUAUAUAGCUUCACCUGACGAGCUGGCGUGCGCUCUAUCACUCCUCGGCACCCAACACACCCAUCCACCUGAUCUUGAGAGCGAUACCACGAGCGACAGUGAAGAGCUGUCUGAUGAUCAACAAUCGCCCAACAGGUCUCGCCCCAGAACUCACGUCGAGCUCCAUUUGCAACACCUCCGGAGGUCAAUUCCGCGUCCAAAAUCAACUAAGCAUGCAAAUCUUUACUUACUUCGGGCAUCAUCUAGGCCUACUGUCUGUCCGAAUAUCAUUCUCGUCGAAGACAGUGGGGGUGCUGGACUUGCUGCACUUUUUCGAUCGAUAUGUCAUCGGGUAAGUGACGUUUAUAGCAAUCUGCCUGUCCACAGUAUCUUUUCAACCGUUUAUUCGACAAGUAUUGGAGAAAAGCAGUGCUUAACAAUGGCGCAUAGAGGCUUGCAGAUGCAAUGUUGUAACGACGGUGCUACUAGUGACCUUGCUACUGAACGUGUGCUCUUCACAGUCCAAGAAUCAAAGAGAAUCAUGCGCUUAUUCAAUCGCAAAGAGCGCCAGAAAGACGGGACCUGGACAAAGAGACCCCGCAAACCCUUAGUAUCUCCAUCAGAGUCUAUAACACAGGCUCUUUUGCGUGCCAAGGCUGCUGCUCAAACAAAUAGCAAAGAUGAAGAUAAAGAGACAUACCAAUUCUCCUCUUCUCUCUCCCCCUCUUCUUCUGAGUCCUCCCUUACUGCGCAACACAAACAUAAAAUUACAUCCUAUUUUAGCUAUUUGUCAGGCUACCCCACCCUUGCAUGGCCCCCCGUAACAGUCAUUGACUUUAGUCCCAUUCAAUACAACAUCUCUACGUUUGAUAUGUGCAGCGAGAUAAGCUUCAGCCUAGGUACGGUCCAUAAGGAAGCAGGGACAAAGGCGGCUAAGCGGCCAAUUCUCGUGGGCUAUAGCAGACACCGCUUUAGCUACAGACGACAACUUUUUCGUGCGCAACUUUUUUAUCAUAUGCUAUCUAAUUCCUCAAGCUACAAAUUGGAAAGUGACAAGUAUUACUAUAAUAGUCUAAAUGAUUGCAUGGACCUACACGUAGAACAGGCAGUAGUUGAGAAGAGAAAAGGCCAGUUUCGUCCAUUAUCGGUUCAGGAAGUGCUCUGCGGGAUAACUGGAGAGAGUAGAUCCCUGGAUGAAGUGGUGCAAAAGAUCAGCGAGCCUGCUGAUAUCAUCCCUCCCAAAAAAGUACCAGAGACGAAAAGAACCCAGAAGAAAAAUGCAAAAUCUAGUAGCAAGCAUUCUAUCUUAGAUCAAAUGGUAAAGGUAUCUCAGAAGCCAUCAGAGGCAAUAGACUGUGAGGUCGGCGAACCACUAAGAAAGCAGCUACCUUCAUCCACCGUCCUAGACGCAGACUCUUUUAUUAAGCUAUUUAACAAAACAUCAGACAGUAACAUAAGCUCAAUGCAGCACCUCGGAAGGGACGCACCUGUGCCGACCUUCAUUAACGGUCGAGGCCGGGCGCAACAUGAAUACUCGCUCAUUAAUGAGUACUCAGCAGAUGAUCGGGAGGACAUCUCUUUUAUUAGUGUGCCGUUGUGUGAGAUUGCUCCAUUUAAUUGUAGCCACUUAUUUAUGCUCAAAGAUGUGGCUUCAGACAUAGCCAAGUAUAAAGCGCUUGCUUGUGAGGCACUUGUCUUAGCAUGCUAUGACACCGCCAGCUGGCAGGCGUCUAAGCAUACGCUAUCUCUGCGUCCAGACAUACGCCAGCUUUCCAACCUUAUACACUUUUGGGGAGAUGCAGCGAGUAUGCCCCUGGUGGCUAAGCGAAAACAGGGUGCUGCCUGGCCAGAUCACACGUAUGCAGACGUUAUAGAAAUAUGUUCGUCUCUUUGUGGCGGGUUCCUCAUUCUGUCGGGGUCAUCUCACUUGUCACUGCAUCAAGCAUCUACUGGGCAGGCUAGUUGCACGAUUGAAAUAAGUCAUAUCGUGAAUAGUGAAAGGAUUCAGUCAGCCGUUCGCUAUGUUCUGUUGUCGCAGAAAGGGUCUCGAAAGCGAUACAGAGUAGACUUUGUACCGGAGACGUGUCCAGCACUUCCCGUAACAGAGAAGUACAUAUCGUAUCUGGAACGUGCAGAUCAUCAAGAUACCAUACAAUACAAUAUAUCACUCAACAUGGACCAGAAAGGCAUAUGGGGUGAUAUUCUGUUGGCUAGUGGCGAGAUCAUGACCAGAAGAAUGGUAGACAUGGUACACAUGGCGCUCCCGAUGGUCGACUACGGGGCACCAAGCAGCGUACUUCAAGGUUUGAAUGUCUUAAAAAAAUGGUCUUAUUUGUUGCUUUGA
Molecule: messenger RNA, 2661 nt
Organism: Giardia duodenalis
Lineage: Eukaryota; Fornicata; Diplomonadida; Hexamitidae
Exons: 1
Coding region: 1-2661 (886 amino acids)
Source: RefSeq, a predicted model, not a curated record